UUCCUUUAGCAUUAACACAAUCCUACAAAUCACAGAUAAUUACCUUUUUACCAAGACAUAGCACAAUUUAUGACAUAAGUAACAAUGAAAAGCUUGAGAAACCAUACUAUGAUUUACAUAUUUUUCUUCACGUGGGCAGCCCUUGCACCCAUUGGUCCCACACCUCUAAAGACUGACCAAGUUCCUUCGUGGAUAACAUCAGGAUAAAUUUGACGAGUCUAUGCAUGCGAUUACUUUUUCCAUGACGUCUCAUUAAAAUCGUUAAGUAUCAGCUGUAUUGCUUGCACACUGACAUCACAGGUUAUAUAUGAAUCCUUACUGCAACUCUAAAGGAAAUUACAUUUACUCUGAACAAGGCAUGACUCACUUGAGAAAGAAUUUGUGCCUGACUAUGCAUAUAAACUUUCUUGAUUCUAAACACUACUACUUCAUGAUGUAAACCUUCCCCUAAAUAUACUCCCCUAAACCCAGCCAUGUGCAUUCAUUCUUUUACUAUCACAGUUCAGUGGUCUUAAUCUCUAUGGACAGUGUUAACAGGAUAAAAUGACUUUUCUGAGGCUGCCACUAAAACACAAGCCUUCUCUCUUCCCUUUCAAGUAGAAUACAACCAGGCAGGAUAUUGGAAAUGGUACAGACACACACUUUGCUGUCUCUUUUACUUCCACUGCAAUAUUUCUUCUGUCACCAGGUUGCUCGGUGAUAAAUUUUAAAGACCUAAAUAUGUCUGUACUCUCCUAUCACAUCUCCGUCCUCCUGCUGCAUUAAGAUAGGACUGAAUCCGCUCUUCAAAGACUGCUUUUUCCUAUAACGUCAGAUUGUGUUGUUUCAAUUUUUGCAAGGUUCACAUGGUUUGACCCAAAUCUAGAUGAUUCCUUUUAGCUAAAAUAGAACACCUUACCCAUCUGAUGCACAGCAAAUGGUAACCCAUCUGACACACAGCACAUGGUAACCCAUCUGACAGCUUCUCAGCUACAUUUGUGUUGGUGUCUGUGAGGACACGAUUCCUACAAAUUGACAUCCCACAUGCCCACAAGGACAUAACAUUCAAUCAGAGCCACUGAAUGACCUUAUAUUAACUUUUUGCAAAAGCUCACAAAUGGAGUGUUCAGAAACAAAGGUUAAGGAUACAUUUUCUUCUACAAGAACAGGAAAUAAAUUAUGCUCCUGCCUUCAUUUAAUAGACACGAUAAAUUAUGAAGGAUUUUCCUUUUUCCUCAGAACAAUUAAAUGUGGCAGAAUCCUUAAUGCAAGUGGAUUCAGUGUAUCUUACAUUUAUGCCUAUCUUUCUUCACAUAUAUUUAGGACUAAUAAGAGAGACUUUCAACUUGAAAUAACCGCUGAAUUCACACUCUUGUUGCCAAAUUUGAAGAAAAACCCUGGAGGACAAAUCAGAAUUAUUGCUAUUCAGUAUUCAGCUGUCAGGGUGAUAGCUUAGAUGCUAUUUCAUGUUUUCCACAAGUAACAGUUUACUGGCCCCCACACUGCCCGGGUUCAUCCUGCUCACCACCACCACCACCACCUCUGCUCAAUGUACUGUGAGCUCAUGCAGUAGGUAUGCCAGAGCAGAACAGGAGUGUCAGGAUUGUUAGUGCUGAGUAGCUGAUUAGAGUUAUUUAUUUGUGUUCUUCAGCACAAGUAUUUAGACUUUUAUUUGAGAGGAAGGAUAUUUUCUUGUGAGACAUGACAAAAUGGAGAAGUUUGUAAUGUUCCUUUGAAACUAGCUCUUUUGCAACAAAAAACAGCUUUCAGUCAACUUGAAAUUCUCUGUAUAUUUGAAUCCCUUUCAAUUACCUCACUUAACUGAUGAACGUAGCAUAUAGUUUUGUCAUGAAUAAUUGUGCCCAGUGUGGUUGUUUCCCUUUCCCCAGACUCACCCCUCUCAGGGUGUAGAGCUCAGCAAUGAGAGCAGCAGCACUCCAGCUUUCAAUCUCUGCCAUUUGCCAUUCAGCAGAGGCCAGUCAGUAGAACAAAGGCCAGUGUGCACUGGCCUCUCUCCGUUCACUGUCUGCCACCAGGCUGUCAUCUCCUCUCUGCCUACCAUCAUCUCUUGUUUUUUGGUGUUUGGAGCACUUCAGAUUUUCAAUGGAAAUGUGUCAGUAAUAAAAGAUUUAUUUACUUAAUGUAAAAGCUCAAGGAAAACUAGGCUGUGUUUAACCCUCCUUACGUUGAUUUCAUCUCUCCUAACGGAAAACGUCAGUGAUUCACACUGCUCUGAGAGGGCCUCGCUUUUGUGCAUGUGAGAGAGGAUUUUCUCAGCAAAGUUUAGCAGACUGUGUACUAUACAAGAGAAGAUGCUACCUAAGUGAUGUGAUGGGGAUCGUCACAUCUCCCUCAGUAGCACAGUUAGAGCUGACUACUACCUGUCUCUGUGGUUUUCUGGCACCCAAGAAAACAAACACAGUUUCUGUCUAAGUUGCAUUUGUGAAAUAGGACAUUUUUUCCUCUUUUCUACUCUUCCCCAUGAGUUCCCUCACAGGACAAGCAGCUUGUACCUGCAUUUUUUUGUAGCUCAGAACUGAGUCUGGUGCAAAAAGAGAGCACCAAUAUGUACCGGUUGCAGGUUUCCUCACUCUGCUAGCAGCUAGACUCAUUCAGUUGGGAGCCCAGCCAUCACUGGGGUUAGCUAGUGGAUGAGUGAUAGAAUUACGGGGUUUGUUUUAUUAACUGGAUCAAUGGCUUAUGAUGAGGGAUGAUAGCAACAGAAUGAAAUGUUGCUGUAAAAAAGACUGAUUUCUAAUAUGUUUCUCCAGAAUUUCAUUCACUCUUGCCAAGGCAUUGUGUGUCUUUUUGUUAUACAGCACAUAAUACUGAAUUCAGCACACUCAGUCCCUCACUAGCUUGAUCCUUGACUACAAAAAUGACGUGAAAAUGGACACAACAUACUCUGUAAUAAAACUGAAAUGACAUAUUUGCAUUCAUAUGUAGCAUUACUAUGGUAAGUUGCUGACAGUAUUAUCCAGCUAAACUCGGGCAACUGAACACUAGGACCCUUCUCUUUUUGCACAUCUAUCAUGAUGAAAUCUAUAAUGUAAUCAUCAGGUAUGUUAAGGGCUUUAGUUUAAAGCACAAACUUAAACAACAAUGGCUAGAAGUCAGACACUUGCUUUGGAAGGAAGAACAUGAAUACUUGAGUGGUAAAGUUGUGCUGCUCUGCUGCUGUCCCCCAGCCUAUGCUUUCAAAAACAUUUUGGAGGAAAAAAUCCUUGAGUUACAAGGGCAGCACAGGUUCGGUUUGGCAGAGUCCUGCACCUCCCUCUAGCCCAGCAAGCCUGCAAGUGUGAGAGGAUUCUAAAAAUGGAGAAUGACUGACUCAUAAAAAUGGAAAACAGAAGGAGGCCCAUGAAUAAAACUGUUCAGCUACCCACCACAGCUUCCUGUAACCACUGAAGAGAGGUGUGUUCGUAGGCAAACACUUUCCAAUCUUUAAGCAAAUAUUUGGCCUGAAGGUUGAGAAAAUACUGUUUUAUAGAGACAUCCAUGCCCUGUCAAGCAUGCAGUGUACCUACCAGAUGUUGCUAUAAAUCAGAUCAUAUUAUGAAACCUAUUGUAUCGGGCGAACUGGGAACACUUCAUCAAAAUGGAGGCCAGUAUGUCACAAGUUUCGUUUUAAAUGGCUUUUCUGUUAUAUAUUGACAUACUCAGUCACUUGGACAUGGAGGGGACAAGUGAUUAAGUAAUUGGACAGAGUCAGCCAAGCAUACCAAAUAGGUUAACGAGGUUCCUUGACCUCUUUUUCUAUAACAAUGCUUAAAUGCAUGCUGUCCUAGUGCAGUACAAUAAUGCAUUUGUUUGAAACACUCCCAAAGCCUGUCUGAAUUACAUUAUUAUUUCAGGCAGUAUUCAUUAUUAAUUGUCAUUGAUUUUGAUUUAGGUAGCCUUUUUCCACUGUUUUACAGCAAAAAAUGAUCCUUGAAAGAUACGCUGCCGAUGAUGAAAGGCACUGAAGUGAUGGUGUAAGGAUGUAUCCAUAGGGCUCACUCCCUGGCUGUGUGAUGGAAUGAGCACUCACAAGGUGUAUACGCAAGCACAGCACACAUACAUCUGUAGGCUGAAGCACACCUGCACUCCUGGCACCUGAUCUGCUUUUCUCAGGUGUGUACCGCCCACAGCAUCGAAAGGCACACUUUGUCCAAGCAUUCAAGCUCUGUGCUUUCAGGAUGCCAAUGUGAGUUCACAAUAACAAGGGGUGCAAAAUGCUGGCACAACUAAGCUGUAGGCAGCAGUGGUGUGGCCUGCUGGGCAUGGUCAUGGGACCUGCUCUGCUUCCUUUACCAGAAGCUGCCUUCAGCACUCUUGGGGUACGCCAGAGGGGCCAGAGUGUGUGCUGUUUCUUUUCAUGUGAGGUAAACUUCUUUGAGGGCCAUGAGGCAGCUGCCUAUCUAAGAUGUGCACCUUCCUCCUGAAAUGUUCCUUUUUUUAGUGUCUGAUCUAGUGGUUGACAGCUCUGCCCGUGGCAGGAGGAGGAACUAGAUGAUCUUUUCAGGUCUCUUCCAAUCCAAGCCACUCUGUGAUCCUAUGAAGCUUAAGACAUUUCAUUUUGGACCAUCACAGAGGGCUGGAUGGACUUGUGUAUUUGUACUUGUGUUUCUAUUCGCUGUGGGCACCGCUCUGAGCUAUUUAUAUACACUGCCACACACUUCUUGCUAUUAAAAGAGUGAGGAUUUUUGGGAAUGAAGCACAGAAUCGGAGCAGUUCAGCCUGGAUGGGGCUUUUGUAGGUUCCCUGCUUCACACCUCAGCCCAAAGGGUCCCAUUUUUACGUCGUAGCUCUGACGGAGGCCAUCAGCUCCUGCCGCCAGAGCUACUUGGUGAACCCAUCGCGCAGGUGAACAGCAGCUCCGCGUCCUGCUUCAGAGUGGCAGCUCUGUGGCAUCACCCCCUCCUGCUUUGCUGAGCGGAGGGAAAGCUUUCGCUGGCGUCCGCGUUCCAGAGCGAGGCGGGGGGAUCUCCCGCACUCCUGCGUACAAAGGGGAGGAGGAUACGCGCCCUGCCCGGCUUCCCCGGCCGCCCCGCCCCAGCGGGUUGGACCGGGACUCCCGCCCAGCGUCCUCCAGGGAACGCCGACAGAGGCAGGGCGCGGGUAGGCCGUCCCGUCCCGCCCGGCGCGCCGGCGGCUGUCGGUUGGGCGGCCCCGGGCGCGCUACCUGCGCGGCGCCGCCACGUGAGCGCCACAUCAGCGCCGCUCCGCGCGCUCCGAGCCGGCAGGCGCAGCAACUGCAGGCGGCAGCGGCCGCGCUCCCGCUCGGCGGCCCGGGAAGAUGCUGCAGUCGCUGGCGGGCAGCUCCUGCGUGCGGCUCGUAGAGCAGCACCGCUCCGCCUGGUGCUUCGCCCUGCUGGUGCUGGGCUACCUGCUCUACCUGGUGUUCGGCGCCGUCGUCUUCUCCUCGGUGGAGCUGCCCUACGAGGACCUGCUGCGGCAGGAGCUGGGCAAGCUGAAGCAGCGCUUCCUGGUGGAGCACGCGUGCCUGUCGGAGCAGCAGCUGGAGCAGUUCCUGCUGCGGGUGCUGGAGGCCAGCAACUACGGCGUCUCGGUGCUCAGCAACGCCUCGGGCAACUGGAACUGGGACUUCACCUCCUCGCUCUUCUUCGCCAGCACCGUGCUCUCCACCACGGGUUAUGGACAUACAGUGCCUUUAUCUGAUGGAGGGAAGGCCUUCUGCAUCAUCUACUCGGUCAUCGGGAUCCCCUUUACGCUGCUUUUCCUGACAGCAGUGGUACAGCGCAUCAUUGUUUACGUCACCAGGCGGCCUGUACUCUAUUUCCACAUUCGCUGGGGUUUCUCCAAGCAGAUUGUUGCCAUCAUCCACGCUGUAGUCCUUGGGUUCAUCACUGUCUCAUGCUUUUUCUUUAUCCCAGCAGCAAUUUUUUCUGUUCUGGAAGAUGACUGGAAUUUUUUGGAGUCUUUUUACUUUUGUUUCAUUUCCCUGAGCACUAUUGGCCUAGGAGACUAUGUGCCAGGAGAAGGCUACAAUCAAAAAUUCCGAGAGCUGUAUAAAAUUGGAAUUACAUGUUACCUCUUGCUGGGCCUCAUUGCGAUGUUGGUGGUUCUUGAGACAUUCUGUGAACUCCAUGAGCUCAAAAAGUUUAGGAAGUUGUUUUAUGUGAAGAAGGACAAGGAAGAGGACCACGUGCAUAUAAUGGAACAUGACCAGCUCUCUUUCUCCUCCAUCUCAGACCAAGCAGCCUCCAUGAAGGACGAUCAGAAGGCAAACGAGCCUUUUGUGACUUCCCAGUCCCCAACUUCCAAUGACAGCUCUCUAAACAAUUAAUACAGGGGCAUCCACAACAUUGUUUUGGUGCAUAUAUGCUACUUACUAUAAGAAAUAGAAUGUAUCUUUUAUUUUCCUGAAAAUAUUGAAGCUGGAAGACUGUGCUAUUUUAAACAAAGAUUCAUCACUUCUAACAUAGGAAGGACUUCUGGGGAAAAGUGUGGGAGCCACCCUGGGAAUAGGGAAAGAAAUGCAGGAUGUGACUGGGAACAUCAGGCCAUUUUGCUUGAGAGAUAAAGAGGUGGGAAUAUCACUUUCAGAGGUACCAGAGAGAAAGGCUCAGACAAGCAACUUCAUCUGUCUUUAGGAGAGCAGGGCCUUCACUGAAAUCCAGGUCAUCUGAUUGCAUGCCCUGACUUACAGCUGGGUGAAACUUUGCAAUACGUACUUUAUCUCAGAAAGGUAGUCACAGAUUUAUUCCAAACACACCAAAUAUCUUCAUCUGGAAAACAUUUCCAGAGCAGUAUCUGUAGACCUGCUGGAGGGGAGUAUCUAGCUGAUCCUUCUAUUACCCAGUAAGUUGCAUGUGCAAACAAUAAUGCUAGGAAUGAAAAAGCAGGUUUCCAUCCUCUGCCCAGGCCAUUUGCAUUCAAAUUUCCUACUUCCUUAAUAUGUCUCCUAAUCACAGGAAGAAUGUUGUCCUGAAGAGAAUGUGCCUUGAGUCUUCCAUGCUGUUUUGCUUUGUAAAAAAUACUUAUGUAAACUCUGAGAGGUUGCAGGAGCCAUUCGAAAGUGCUGGAUAAUAGGGCUGCAGGGAAAGGAGAGUCCUCUUCCCUUUGGAAUGUGUAGGAAUGUUUUGGGUUUUUUGGCUGAAUGAAACAAAAUGAAAAGGGGAACUGAAAUUCAACAUAUGCUGUAUUCGUCAUAGUCAACUGCUUUAAGUAUUUCUCCUAGAUAAGGGUUGAAGUCUUAUGAGCAGAGUAAGGGCUCAACUCUGUUUCAUUUACAGUACAGCCCAGCAUGUGCUGGGCUGUUAGGCAUCUGGAGGAAUAGAAGUAGUGUCAUCUUUGAACACAGCCCCUUUUUCUUUAUUUGGUUUUCUAGCUAGUACUCAGAGCACUUUGGAGGAGGAUGGAAUGUUUCCAGACAAUUUUUCAGUUUUUCAUAUGGCAAGAAAACAGGAAAAAUGUCAUUUUGGUUCAGAUGGAACCGGAUGGAACCGAAUUUUUUUCCCCUUGGGAAAAGUCACUACAGAGUCAAUAUCCCAUCAACUUCUGAAGCUGGAACCUCUUUGGCUGUAACAGGAGAGGCAUUUUACUCCAGCUACCUGUCACUGUGCUGAAUGCAGGGACCUCAAAGUGAAUUUCAGGGAGCAGGAGAUGAGACUAAGUGGUGACAGUACUCUCUUCUGGCCUUAAGAAUCUACAAAAUGGGAAUCUCGGUAAUGUUUUGCAAUGGAUAAAAGAUCUGGAGCACAAAUAGCCAUAUUAGGACAACCUCCCACAUAGGAAUAGUGUAGAAGAGAGCCUUUUCCCUGCAGUGCAAGCAUGCCAGAUUGCCUGUAAUUUGGCUUGUAGUGUUUAGAGCUGAAGAAUAUUUUACUGUAAAAGAAAAAAAAAAAUGCAGCUUGUCUAGAAUUAGCUCACAUGGGAAAAAUACUUGAAAGUAAAUAACCCAAAAUAUUCUGUGUUUGAGCUUGAUUAUAGCUAGCAUCAAACCAAUUUUAUAUCUUUACUGGAAAAAACAUACUUUAUGGCUAAACUAACUAAAGGUCUUCAAUUUAUAUUUGUAGAAAAUCAGAGCUAAAGGUUUUGGUUGUUUUGGGUUUUAUAGAUUAGGUGAGAGCAUACUGCGUUUGCAUGUUCCCAGGAGAGUGGCUAUUUUUAUACUGCUUAAGUUAACAGUUCUAUUUAUAACAAAUGUUAAUCAAUAUAUAUGUACAUAUAUACAUAAAUAUAUUUAUAUACUGUACAUAUAUCAUAAAUCACCAGAGUUUAAUCAAUUUAGGCACAGCAUUUUAGAUUUUGUUUUCCUAGGUUUCUCUUUAUACAGUGAAUAAUAGGAAACUAUGGCAUAAAAUAAAACUGGCAUAAAAAUAAGCAUACUGUAUACCACAAGAAAUAUUGAUACUGUUUUGGUUGGUUUUUUUAGUGAAAUUUUAUUGUUGUCAGUACCUUAAAAUUUAAGGUUUCUUUUAAUUUAGUGUAACAUUAAGCUGUAAAGGAUAUGCACAGAUACUAAAUGGUAUACAAAAUAAUUCUGCAAUUUGUACACAGUUGCAAAACAUAGACACGUUAAAUGAAAGCACAGAAUUCAAAGCAGAAGCGAUAAACUAAGCAGUAAUACUGUGAUGUAGGUGAGUCUUUGUUUUUUUUAAACUUAAAACAAGUAUGGCUUUUGGCUGCCUGCACUAUGAAGUGAGGCGUAUUUUCUUUAGUAGUGUGUGCGUGCACAUACUGUGCAAAAAGCCUGUCUGCAUUUGUCAAGAUUGCGUGUCCUUUAGGUAGUCUUCCUCAACACAAGGAGAGACUGUUAAUGCCAGAGCGUGCUACCUAACUUUGAAAAUGAUUGUAGCUUAGCGUUGUAUUGGUUAUUCGUAUAGGGAAAAAAAGCAUUCCGAAGUGUGUUUGUUUUUGUUUCAGAUGCUGACUGAAUAUAGCAAAUAAAAAAUAGUGGCAUAACAUUUA
Molecule: messenger RNA, 8895 nt
Organism: Lagopus muta (rock ptarmigan)
Lineage: Eukaryota; Metazoa; Chordata; Aves; Galliformes; Phasianidae
Gene: KCNK1
Product: potassium two pore domain channel subfamily K member 1
Exons: 3
Coding region: 5258-6268 (336 amino acids)
Biological process (GO): stabilization of membrane potential; potassium ion transmembrane transport
Cellular component (GO): membrane
Molecular function (GO): potassium ion leak channel activity
Source: RefSeq, a predicted model, not a curated record